Messenger RNA from Anopheles stephensi (Asian malaria mosquito), 5908 nucleotides. It is a transcript of the gene Rap2l, whose product is annotated as ras-related protein Rap-2a. The transcript has 5 exons. Gene Ontology annotation, cellular component: plasma membrane. Gene Ontology annotation, molecular function: GDP binding; GTPase activity; GTP binding. Lineage: Eukaryota; Metazoa; Arthropoda; Insecta; Diptera; Culicidae. The record is from RefSeq and is a predicted model, not a curated record. Gene Ontology annotation, biological process: Rap protein signal transduction; negative regulation of cell migration. Bases 2185 to 2733 code for a protein of 182 amino acids.
GAAUAUAUCAGCUUGUUGAAUCUUCCGAGUUAUUAUCGAAAGCUGUUUUUGGACUCGUCAUGUGUGCGGUGCUUGUUGCCUGUUGCGGCUUGCCAGAGGGAAUAAUUAUCAAAGUCAACCUUGCUCACCGCCUUUUCUCGAACACAGGCUGUGCCUUCGACGGGUGGCAAGCAAUCGACAAUCGCGCUUACAUUUUAACUGUGUGCGAGAGGGUAUUUUUUCCUCCGCUGUAUGUGACUCACAAGUCGAGGCGUGAUGGUGUGCGUAUUUGUGCUGCACUAUGGAAGUCUGGAACACACGGAAGUGUGAGUUUGCUGUGCGGAGGCGCAUGUGCUUAGUUGAAUCCAAUCGUCGGACAAUAUUCUCGCGUUCCCCUAUGGAGAAGAAGCGGAAAUUAUGCUUCCCAUGCGUCGAUCGUGCAUAGACCAGUUUGAGUGUGUUUAUGUGCGUGUCUGUGUGUGAUUUCCAUAUGGAACGAAGGCGGCACAUGCAUGGAAUAUGAAUAGAAUAAUUAGAAUGCAGUUGACCAUCGCCAGCGAGGAAAGCAGCGUCACAACCAUAAGGCCCCAGCAGCAGCAGCAGCAACAGUACCAGCAGGAGAAGCACCAGUGUUUUGAGUGGCACGCAGCUAACAUAAACAAUCGGUUAGACAGUCUGAUCUUGAGCCCAGUUGCAGCGGUUUGUAAAGCAUUGCAUUUCGACCACAGCAGCGCCUUCUCGCCGGCAGUAUUAGCAUGAUCUAGCGGAGAAUCGUGGUACACACGAACACAGAAGGACGCAGACAGAGGGAGACAUCAACACAUUUCGCAAACAAACAGGCCUAUUGUUUUGUUGUUAUUGCGGUGUCGUUGUUGUGGUUGUUUUCUUACUCAACGUAUCCGGCUGGUGGUGUGUAGCUCAAUCCUGUGCGCUACAUUGCGUUGCUCAACCAAUUACCGUGCUCAAAGAUACUCCUAGACGUCGCAAAAAAAAUCAUCGGUUUUAUCUCUUGAAACCACCCCCAGUCGAUGUGAACGUUUUGAAGUGUAGCACCACUAAAAAGCAAUAUCAUCAUUAAUAUGCAACUCAACGAGCUGAUCAAAUGUCAAUUGUGAAGGAUGAUUGUUGAUUAACAAGGCGUACUGAAGCAAUGCUCAAGCAACUCAUCGCUGUAUUCUAGACUUUCCUGUAGGAAAACCCCGUUGAAAAUCGCGCUUCAUACCAGAAAGUGAAAAAAGAAGUUGAAUUAAACGAACCAUCACAAUUCCGGUUCUGCGAGCGAUUGCACUGCACCACAGCGGACAUUGCAUCGCGGGAAACGUAUCGUCGUGCAACAACACGACGUCGCCGAUCGUCGUCUUAUCAGCAAAGCAAUACAGAAAUUUCCCUCUACAGCUACAAGGCCCAGAAGGAGAGCAACCGUUCGCAUACCCGCCGUCGUAACAGUAGAACACGGCAACAACUAGGUGCAACAUUUAUUAAACGUGCCCCGAACCGAACGCGUUUCUCGUUGUGACCUUCCGCAGUGAAGGUGGCGCUUAAAAUUAACAUCCUCUCGUGAUCGGAACCGAUCAGUCAGUCAGCAAAGUACAUUCCGUGGUAGAUUAUGUGUUGUGUGUUUUUCAACAUUUUCGCCGUCGUCGUCAUUACCAUUAUCGGUGGCUUUUAAUGUGUACGUGCGUGUGUGUGUGUUUGUAUGGUGCUGUGUAAGAGUCGAUCGCGGAAGUUGUAGCUGCUCGUACUAAUCCCGUGUGUGAUCAAGCAAAAGCAUAUCUAGUACGAAAAGCUCGUAUAGGCCUCCGGUAGGAGUUAAAAGUGUAAGCAGUUGAGCCGGCUCUUUUGGGGUGUAUUCAAUAUACCCGGCUAGUGUUGUGUUUUGGUAAAUUGUCAGCUGAUCGUACAAAGAAUGAUAAGUGGCCUGCGAAGAGUGUGAAGGUUUUACUUGCACUUUACGUCACAGAGACGUCCUCUCUUGUUCCAGUGCUCUAAAGGUGUUGUGGUAUAGCAAGGCUUAAUAUACACCACGGCGUGAUCUAACUAAAGCCUCACACAUUUGGGUAUCUGUUACAAACCAACAAGUGCGCUGUUUCCACCCAUCUCCCAUCAUUGUGCGCCUACCUGAGUGAGGAGGUGCUUCAUCAACAGGCGUUGCGCGGAUAACGUUAAGCAAACAAACAGGAUAGCGUAAUCAACAACUCAGCGAAAAUGCGUGAAUUCAAAGUGGUCGUCCUGGGAUCUGGUGGAGUGGGAAAGUCGGCCCUUACGGUGCAGUUCGUUUCGGGCUGCUUUAUAGAAAAAUACGAUCCAACCAUUGAGGAUUUCUAUCGGAAAGAGAUUGAGGUGGACAAUUCUCCUUGCGUGCUGGAAAUUCUGGACACGGCAGGCACCGAACAGUUUGCCUCGAUGCGAGACUUGUACAUCAAAAACGGUCAUGGCUUUAUCGUUAUGUAUUCCCUAACAAACCACCAGACAUUUCAGGAUAUCGCGAGCAUGAGAAAUGUGAUCAGUCGUGUGAAAGGUAGUCAGCCAGCACCAAUCCUCCUAGUCGCCAAUAAGCUAGAUUUAGAUUGCCAAAGAGAAGUGUCCACGGCCGAAGGUAACGCCCUUGCGGAGCAGUGGGAUUGUCCGUUCAUCGAAGCAUCGGCGAAAGAUCGCAUCAACGUGAACGAAGUCUUCGCUACCGUCGUCCGAGAGAUGAAUAUGACCUCCGAAAAGCGCCAGAAGAAAAGUUACUGUUGUUGUACAUUAUUAUAGAACUGGCAUUAAGUCUAAUUUUUAACCUAAUUAAUAAUAAUAAUAAUAAUUAAUAAAAAGGAAAAGCGUCAACACACACACACACACAUACACACGCGCGCGACAAGGAAGGAAGGAAUAGAAGAAAAGCUCCGAAAGAGGGGAUUCCACAUGCGCAUAUGCAUGUGCAGCGCAGAUAAUACCACGAAGCUUAGGAAGUUAGGAGCGCUACACAGAGAUGGUUGAUGGAUGGUGGUUUAGUAACACAAAAGUUUAGGCUGUAAACUCCCGCCGUAGCUGGUGCUGUGUGAAGAAAAUGCACAAAUGCACAGAAAAAGGCUUCUGCUCCUACUACACCACCCCAACCCAGAAUGAUCUGAGGCAAUUAUUAGAAACCCUUUGUUCUGCUGCUCCUGCUGCUCCUUGGUUGUUGACUCCUCCAGUUAGCGGUAUUUUCUUUUUUGUUUUUUUAGUUUGCAAUUUUUGGCACAUUUUAACGUGGUACAGGUGCGGUCACAUGCCGCUGGCAUGCUGCAAUACCACCACCACCACCACCAGGGGGUGUAGUAAUAGGAGGAAAACCGGGUCAAGAUCACGAUCCCUGGAAAUGGGCGAGCAGCAGCUGCAUGGCAAUAAUGAAUGACUGAGGGCAUGAGGAAGAGCAAAGAGGUGUGUUGUGUGUGGGUAGGCAGGCAGGCAGCAUGACGCGCGUGUAGUGUGUUGUGUUGGGCAUUUGGAGAUGGCAAUGUCCCGGAAAACUUCCGGGAUCCGCAAAGAAACGAUAGAUUACGUGUGAAGGGAACUGUAAAUGCUCUAGUUUUGUGUGACUGUAUAUGUGCGUGUGUGUGUGUGUAUAAGCUGUAAUUGUAUGCAUCCAAAUUGAUGCCUCUACACAUGUGGAGCACUAAAAUGCUGCGCGUACAGCGGGGGAAGGAAGCUAGGGAAGCGAAAUAAAAUACUACAUGUAACAGAUAAUAAUUAUUAGUAAAACUAACACACACACAUACACACACACACACACACACACACACACAACAACACAUUAUGUAUAUGUGGAUGGGUAGUAGAAGAAAUGCGGCAAUAGCACGCACGCAACAGAACGGUAACGGAGAAGACGAAACAACAAACAAACAAAUCACACACAUACACACACACACACACACACACAUAAACCCCACCCCCCCCCCAUUCUAUAGAAACCUCCAAUUUUUCACCUCAAUGGCAAAUGUGGUGGUAUAGUGCGUGUGUGUGUGUGGGUACACAUACAUAAAUAUUUUCUUUGCGCGAUCCACUCAGGACGAGCGUACUCUUAAAAGGUUCUAAAUAUCCGCCACCAGGGCGCGGGUUAGGGCGCGACGAGGAGAUACCCUUAGGGCAAAAUGGGGGUCAAGGAGGAAGUCGGCCACACAUACACGGAUACCGGGCCGGGGAACGGUUCUCAAAUUUUUACAAACUAUUUUACGAAACACAACGGGAAUGAGACUGCAAGUGCACCAGAAAAGGCUGGGUAGAAAAUGUAACAUUUCAUUAGAAAGGAACAAACGAAAACAAACAAACAAACAAACAAACAAAACAUACCAAUUCUAUUUGUCUCUCAAAUACACGUACACAUACACACACACAAACAGAUGUUCGGACAGAAACGGAUCAAUUCGAUAGUUACAAAAUAGCGGACGGCUGCUGCUAACGAUUCCGAAUGCCGGAUGUGGCGGAAACGCGAACAGAUUAUUAUUGCACACGAACGGGAACUAUACAUCCGUGGCAGGAAAGGAAAAAAGGGUCAGUCGGCGGCUUAAAGAAUGGUGUAUGCAGCGAGGACGGAACUCUGGCACAGAGGGAUAACAGAGAUGUAGGAUUUAAGUUUGUUUGUUUGGCUUUCUGUUCUUUUUUUCGGUUGCUGUUGUUGUCGCUUGGACAACAUCCAUCCGAUUCGUUGCGCUGUUGCUUACUCGUGCGUGUGUCCUCCCCGUUGGCGCACCGCGGGUCUUGAGUGUCGCUGCUUAAUAAUGUAAUCUUUGUAGACAUUUUACAUGUAAUACGAAAAUAUGUGCCAUUUCACGAUGGCCUGGUACACAGGAAGCUUCCCUCUGCUUCUUCUUUCUUUGCAAACCACUAACAACCACGCUCUUCUAUGCUGCAGUUAGGGUGUCCCACUGAGACGGUUGUCCCCCAAUUCGGCAAGGUGGUAGGGCAGGGAAGUGAAGAUCUGGCGGCUUUUGCUUUGUUCCUAGCAGAGAUCGGCUCGUCGUCCUGUUGCCAACGCCCAACGUGGCGAUGGCGGACCUGGUUGACGAUGCUAAUGUGAUAGCGAAUGCUACGGAAACGUGAAAUACGUUGCAAAUCAAUGACGCUCCCACCACAUCAAAGUGGGCCAUGCAAUCGUGGAAUUGUUGUGUAGCUAUGGUAGGUGCUUAGCAACACAAGAACAGCGAAGUUGGUUUAACAGUUAGUAAUUUCGAGCCUAGUUUAAAGUGUGGUGUGUUGUGAGCGAUACGAACGACAGGCAUAUGGGCGGGCGCGCCCACCGUCGUUCCGUCCCGUUUUUCUCUACCAAGGUACGUACACCAAAAAAAAAAAAACAAACCGGAGGAAGCGAGCGCAAAAAAAGAAACGAUCGGGAUGAUCGGCCGAAAUUACACAACGGGCACGGGAAAGAGAGAGCGUAAAGGCAAGGCAGCGCUGGAAAUUCAUAAGUAGUAACACAUGCAUACAUAUUAUUAGGCGUAAUUUAGGAAAGAAAAGAAGCAGACGGUGGUCCUGCCUCCCGCGGCACACCAUCCCGGGAACGCAGAACACACAUCCUUCGCGCGAGAAGCAAGAAACGCUAGGGAAGCUAGGACGAGGGCAAGUAAAGAAGGGAUCGAUCAAUAAGAAACAGACUAUUUUUAUCGUAUCAAAUUUUGUAUACACAGGGCAGGAAUGUAAAAAAGAAACUAUUAUAGCGAGCAAACAAAUGAAACGAUAUGUGUGUGUGUGUCCGCGUGUAUGUGUGUGCGUGAAGGAUGGAUGGUAUGGGAGAAGGAGGAGGCUUACCUACACUAACCUGUAUCCCAGCUACCGGACACAUUUCCGCACGAUUGAGGAAGCACGCUCUUGCGGAAGACAGACGGAUGGAUUUUGAGGAAGCGUGAAUGAGGUGAGGAGGGUAGAAAAUGGUGCGCUAAGUUACAAUAAAGUAAAAUGUACGUGAACUGUA